AUGAUCAGGGACCUUACCAGCAAAACCAAGCAAAUUGUCACAAAACUUCUUUCUGAAUUGUUGUGUGAGGAAGGACUAGGAUUGCAAGUUGAAAGUGAAGUGGUGGUUUCGGUAAAACAACCCUUGGUAACUGUGUCCUCUGAAUCCCAGUGUCCUCCACGUGUGGCCUUACCAGGACUCUGCGUAGAAGACAAGGACCGUCUCCCUCAGCCUGGCAACACUGCUCCUAAUGCAGACCCAGAUACCACGAGAUCAAAUCAAAUGACAGCACAACCCAUUCCAGCUUUGUCUUAUGUAAAAACAUGCUAUGUUUCAUCAUCCAGAUCACUAAUGACAGUAGAAAUUGCUCCAGUUGUUAACCGAUACAACAGAAGAGUAUCAGUUUGUGCUGAAGCUUUCAAUCCGGAUGAAGAGGAAGAAGAUACAGAACAAAGGGUAGUUCAUCCAAAAACUGAUGAACAGCGAUGCAGACUGCAGGAAGCAUGUAAAGAUAUCCUGCUCUUCAAAAACCUAGAUCAGGAGCAGCUAUCUCAGGUCCUUGAUGCCAUGUUUGAGAGGAAGGUGAAACCUCAGGAACAUGUGAUUGACCAAGGUGAUGAUGGAGACAACUUCUAUGUCAUUGAGCGGGGUUUGUAUGAUAUUGUUGUAGCAAAAGACAACCAGUCACGCUGUGUGGGCCGCUAUGAUAAUCACGGCAGUUUUGGGGAACUGGCCUUGAUGUACAACACUCCUAGAGCUGCCACCAUUGUUGCCACAACAGAAGGAGCCCUUUGGGGACUGGAUCGAGUGACAUUCAGAAGAAUUAUAUUAAAAAACAAUGCAAAGAAAAGGAAGACGUAUGAAUUAUUUAUUGAGUCUGUGCCCCUCCUUAAAUCCUUGGAGGCAUCAGAGCGAAUGAAGAUAGUGGAUGUUAUAGGAGAGAAAGUGUAUCAAGAUGGGGAACGUAUAAUUUCUCAGGGUGAUAAAGCAGAUUGUUUUUACAUUGUAGAAUCUGGUGAAGUAAAAAUCUUGAUUAAAAGCAAGACCAUGACGAGUAAAGAAGCUAACCAAGAAGUGGAGAUUGCCCAGUGUCACCGAGGGCAGUACUUUGGCGAGCUUGCGCUUGUUACCAACAAACCCAGAGCAGCCUCUGCCUAUGCUGUUGGGGAGGUCAAAUGUUUAGUCAUGGAUGUGCAAGCAUUUGAGAGGUUGCUUGGACCCUGCAUGGACAUUAUGAAGAGAAAUAUAACACAUUAUGAGGAGCAGCUGGUGGCAAUGUUUGGCUCUAGCAUGGACCUGUUGGAUCCAGGGAAUUAGGCACAGGGUACCUCAAUGCCUUCUUAGUUCAAGACACAGAAAAGCCUCCUAUCAGCAACAUGACUCAAAAGGAAAACGGACACUAUGGAACAGUUACUGCUGCUGUCUUCUUGGGCAUUUUAGAAACCAUUAAACAAGUCUCAGCACAGAUGGAUUGCUCACUCCCUGCCUCCACUUUGCUGCUGAUACUUCAUUAUUAGACCUAGAUUAAAGAUGAUUCUAACCCUAUGUUCACUUACUUGGUUCAGAAUGGCAUCUGUCCAACAGUUCAAGUGCCUGAUUGAAACCCAAAGUGUGCAAGAUAUAGAAGCCUCCUUCCUUCUGGUGUUACUGUUGGGAUACAUUUUCAGAUCAGAUUCUCUAGUGGGAGGAUGCCUGCUCUGCAGAGGCAACCUGUGGAAUAGGAGCCUUUUACAGGCUUAUUACCUACAUCUGAUGCGUUCCUUACACAAUGUCAAAUUUGGUUUUAAUUGUAGUGUCUGGGUUUGAA
This is a messenger RNA of Apaloderma vittatum (bar-tailed trogon), 1786 nucleotides long. RefSeq names its product cAMP-dependent protein kinase type II-alpha regulatory subunit-like. Lineage: Eukaryota; Metazoa; Chordata; Aves; Trogoniformes; Trogonidae. The transcript has 13 exons. The record is from RefSeq and is a predicted model, not a curated record. The coding region runs from base 1 to 1296 and encodes 431 amino acids.